AGCAUUUGUACUAAUUUUAAAAAUGGAGAAUGUUAAAUUCACCCAACUAUGCAAAUCAGUAAUAUUAAUUGAUACAAUGACAACACAUAAUUUGGUAAACAAUGGAGAUAAAGUGGCUAUUUUGGGUACAGUAGAAGAACCAAUUACUUUGGAACUAACGCUUAAACCAAAUUCAAAUAACAAACUACCAUACGUGAUUUCGUCAGGUUUUGUUCCAAAGCAACACGUACUUACAGAUCUGAACAGAGAAUACUCAUUAUCGAAAAUAUAUGAAAAUGCAAACGUUGAACAACAACAUGAAUUGGCUCUUGAUCCGGCAUUGAGUACACCAAUGACAGAGAAACCAAUUGUUACAUACAUGGAAUUAAUUAACCACAAGGUGAAAGACAAUGUGCUUGCCAUAUUAACAAAUUUCGGAGCGUUAAUUGUAGCAAAGAAGCUCUUAUAUUGUCGAAAUUGGGAACCAGCGCUUUACGUUAAUGAAAUGUUAAAAGAUAUAUUUCCCUUAGGAAAUUAUGACAGCGAUUUCGAGACUUUUGCAAUGUAUAAAUCAUUUAUUGAUCGUUACAUAAUAACGGCUUUAAGUUGGGACUCCAGUAAGGAAAAUUCACACAUAUUAUACACUGCAAACGCAGCGGGCUUCCUUGUAGCUUUCAAGAUAAAUGAAACAUUUAAUAGUGGUGUAAAAUAUUGUCAUUUUAAAACAACCCUAGGUCGUAUAGUUUACAUAAAAAAUUUUGGAAAAUUUUUAAUAGUCAGUAAUAUAAAUGGCCAAAUGCAAAUUUGUACUAUUAACCAUAGUGAAACACCAACAAUAACGGCGGCUCCGCUUUUGUGGGAUGUAAAAGACCGUGUUCCAUGCAAGCAUAUUAUAGUGUCUAAAUUAAAAGAAUCCAAUGACUAUUAUAUAGUAUUUAGUAAAUCCGCAAACAUUGUGGCUUUCAAACUUUCAAAAAAUGGUGAGCUACUCAACAAAAAUGUAUUAUACAUCGGCGGAUUUAAGAUAACUGCUAUAGAAAGUUUAACUGACAAUGAAUUUAUUGUCACAACAAUGCGCUGCCAAAUUAUAAAAGUAAAACUUAGCUUUAAUGCUGGAGGACUUACGGUAGAAAGCUCCCGCAUAAAAAACGAAAAUGAUGAUUUUAAAGAUAUGCAAAUAAUUGGAAUGUCUGCUUCAACAAAUAAAUGUUUGUGGACUUUUCUUCUUUUUCGGGAUAAAGAAUAUGCGCCACAUCUUAAAGCUACACGUCAAGCAGCCUGCCUUAGUAUAUGCAAAUUAGAUUCUAUUGAUCCACUAGCUAAAUUAUCAAAACGCGAAAUAAAACUAUUCAAUCAAUACUUAGAUUAUCUGAUUGUUAUUCGAUUUAAUAUACUUAAUUCGAGUGAUACUCUUAGGUAUGCAAAUUUUUUCGAGUUAUUAAACGAAACUUUUUCAAUGGAAAUCAAUGAUAAACUUCUACAAUCACUCCAAAUAAAGUAUUUCAUUGCAAAUUGCAUAUCGGAAAGUCAGAAAAAGUCCACUCCUAAUGGUAAGCAGUGUACGUGUUUGGAAAUUGAUUUUUUGCACUUGGCAAUUAAAUCCAUACAUAUAUUUUGUCGACUAACAUAUUUAUCACGAUUUUCGAGAGAAAGCUUAACACAAUUUCAACGUAAGGCUAUUACUUGUAUGAUAGCUACAUUCAAUGAAACAAUGACUCAAAUACAAACUCUAGAAAAUAAAAAUGAUUUUUUAAAAAUCGCAAUAAUUGCAUUUAGAAAACGAUUAGAAACUGAGUUUAUAGUCAAAUUCAAAAAUCUGGUAGAAGAUACAGAAAUUCUCAACAAAGAUAUGAUAACAACCGACAAUAUAUUUUAUCGCUGUAAUGUUUCAUUCACACAGCUUCCAUUGACGACCAGGCGUUUCUGUCCAAAUUGUAAAACUAGAGCGUUAAACAUGGAAGAUGAUUUAAAGCAAUUAUUUCCAUCAGAUGAGCGCGUCAAAUGUACCUUUUGCAGAAUCGAAUUUUCGCUAGACACUAAUUAAGUUUUUAUAAGAUACAAAUACUACAUUUUCUACAU
This is a messenger RNA of Teleopsis dalmanni, 2058 nucleotides long. RefSeq lists its product as uncharacterized. Lineage: Eukaryota; Metazoa; Arthropoda; Insecta; Diptera; Diopsidae. The transcript has 4 exons. The record is from RefSeq and is a predicted model, not a curated record. Bases 23 to 2023 code for a protein of 666 amino acids.